Molecule: messenger RNA, 918 nt
Organism: Geodia barretti
Lineage: Eukaryota; Metazoa; Porifera; Demospongiae; Tetractinellida; Geodiidae
Source: the annotation of a GenBank genome assembly
AUGGCGAUGGCCCGGGCAAGGCUGGCGCUGCGGUCGUUUCGGAGUGGCUGGGCCAUCUUCGUGGAGAGCCGCAUCGGGUUGCUGUCGCUGGCGACCAUCGUCCUGUUCGCGCUGAUGGCGAUUUCGCACCCCAUACUCAUGGUCACCGUGUGGGACGCCGAGGUGUACGACCCGGUGACGGGGUACGCCUUCGACCGUUUCGAGCACCCGUCGCCGCCGAACUGGAAGCAUCCGCUGGGCACCGACCCCCUGGGGAGGGAUGUGCUCAGCCAGUUGCUGUCCAGCACCCGCUCGGAAUUUGUGCUCGGCAUAACCGCGGCCCUGGUCACCGUGGGCAUCGCCACCACGGUGGGCGCGGUUGCCGCCUACUACGGCGGGCUGGUGGACGCGCUGUUCAUGCGCCUGGCCGACCUGAUCAUCGCCCUGCCGGGCAUUUCGCUGCUGAUCGUGCUGAGCGCGCUGUUCAAGCUGAACCUAUUCUACCUGGCGUUGAUCAUCGGACUGCUGGGAGGGUUUGGCGGCACCGCCAUCAUCCUCAAGUCGCAGGCGUUGAGCAUCCGCGUGAAGCCCUACAUCGAGGCGGCGCGGGUGGCCGGCGGCGGGCACUUUCACAUCAUCUUCGUGCACAUCAUCCCCAACCUGCUGCCUCUGUCGCUGCUGUACAUGAUGUUCACCGUGACGGGAGCGAUCUUCGCGGAGGCCGUGCUCUCCUUCCUGGGCCUGCUGGACCUGAGGAUGAGCUGGGGGAUCAUGAUCCACACGGCGAACACCGGGGGUUACCUGCUGGGUGGAACCAGGUACUGGUGGCUCAUCGUACCAGCCAGCGCGUCGAUCACCUUCCUGUGCAGCGCGUUCUACCUGGUGGGGCGCGCGCUGGACGAGGUGGUCAACCCCAGGCUGCGGCGGCACCAUGGGUGA